GUCUGGGAUUUGAUGAUAGCUGUUUCUGGGAUUUGAUUCUAUCUGACCUGAGGGACUCCUUGGGUUUCUACUCGUCAUUUUUGCCAGAGCUGCCCGAGAGCCGCACUAUCAUACGCCAACCACGCAAAAUUCCCACUUUCAAAGGACGGCUAAACCACCAUCCCACCUUCGCCCAGACCGCCUAGGUAGAUCCUCGAAAACGCGCCCAACCAAUUCAUGUCGAGCGUCGAGAGUGGCUUCUAGCCCAUUGUCUAGAGCUGCGCAAGGCUGACGCGUGGCCAGAGGCGCAACCCCCCAAACACCGUCACCAUGAGUCGAACGCUGCCUGUCCGGCAGGCCGAGGAGCUACACAAGUCCAUCAUUGCGUAUCUCUCGGCCAACAACCUCCAGAAUACCGCCUCGGUGCUCAGGGAGGAGCUGAGCCUCGGCGAAGACGUGUUCGAUGCGGCGACGACGAAGAAGUAUGAGACUCUGCUAGAGAAGAAGUGGACGAGUAUUGUCCGGCUACAGAAAAAGAUUAUGGACCUCGAGACUCGAAACGCCGAGCUGCAGUCAGAGGUUGACAACGCGACCCCGUCGUCGCUCGCACAGAAGAAUAAGGACCCGGUAUCCUGGCUCCCGAAAGCCCCCUCACGGCAUACCCUCGAAUCACACCGGGCGUCCGUCACCUGCGUCGCCUUCCACCCGAGAUUUACGUCCCUGGCCUCGGGCUCUGAGGACUGCACGAUAAAGGUAUGGGAUUGGGAACUUGGCGACCUGGAGCAGACUAUCAAAGGACACACAAGGCCGGUACUGGAUCUCGAUUACGGCGGACCAAAGACUGGCAUCCUUCUAGCUUCAUGCAGUUCUGACACAACGAUUAAACUAUGGGACCCGGCAGAUGGGUAUAAAAAUAUCCGUACGCUCUCCGGCCACGAACACAGCGUCAGCGCGGUGCGAUUUAUUCCUUCUGGAGGCACCGGAUUCUUCUCCUCCGGAAACAUGCUGGUCAGCGGAUGCGGCGACAAGACACUCAAGAUAUGGGACGCCAACACAGGAUACUGCGUCAAAACGCUGAACGGCCACGCGGGCUGGGUGCGAGACGUCUGCCCGUCCCUCGACGGAAACUACCUCCUAUCUACGGGCGGCGAUCACACCGGAAGAUUGUGGGAGCUCACAGUCGCGAACCCGGAAACAAAGGUCACUUUAAUAGGCCACGAGCACGUCGUCGGCUGCUGCGCUUUCGCCCCUCCCGCCGCAUAUGAGCACCUGGCUGCUCUGGCGGGCCUCAAGAAGCCUCCGCCUGUGACCAGCACAGCAGAGUUCAUGGCGACCGGAUCGCGCGACAAGACGAUCAAGCUAUGGGACGCCAGAGGUAACUGCAUCAAGACCCUCGUCGGCCACGACAACUGGGUCUCGGGCGUCAUGUUCCACCCGGGAGGCAAGUACCUGCUCUCCGUGGCAGACGACAAAUCGCUGCGAUGCUGGGACCUGAGCCAAGACGGCAAAUGCGUAAGGACGCUGUCAAGCGCCCACGAGCACUUUAUAUCUUCCCUGAGGUGGGCUCCGGCCAAGCCCAAAGAUGGCCCCAAUGGCAACGGCACAGCGCACAAUGAAAGUGAGGCCGCGCCCAGGAGGGCGGCCGCAGCAGUAGAUGUAUCAGAGAUCCGCUGUGUUAUUGCGACGGGUAGUGUUGACAUGACAGUCAAGAUAUGGGCGAACUGAGGAGAUGGAAAGGAAAAGGGAAAGAGGCCAUAUAAAGGGGGUAGCCCAAAAGUAACAAGCCCAUCGUGUCAUCAAAAUGCGACGGAAAGCUCUAAAUCACGUCAUCGAAUACACAACGCACACACAAACAAACAAACAAACACAAAUACGCACAAAGGGGUAGGGAGGUAGAGCGGAAGGGAGCGGACGCUGAAAAACCGCACCCAAUACGGAGUACUGUGUUAUAUAAUUGAUGAAGUUGGCUAGCUGAGCGUGAGACUGGUUUUUAUUUAUUUAUUUAUUUUUUGAGAUGAGUGGGGAUAGAAGAAGAAGAAGAGAGAGGGAGUUGAAAGGAAGUGGAAGAAGGGGAGAGAGUCCAUACAUAGGAGUGAGAGGAGGGAAGCUAAAGGAAAUUUACCAAAGUUCAUUGCAAGCUUGUACCAUUUCAAAUAAUCCGUUAUAACACCGCCUUUUUCUUUCUUCCCCUGUUGCCGUCUUAGC
Molecule: messenger RNA, 2184 nt
Organism: Trichoderma asperellum CBS 433.97
Lineage: Eukaryota; Fungi; Ascomycota; Sordariomycetes; Hypocreales; Hypocreaceae
Gene: PAC1
Product: protein with putative role during mitosis
Biological process (GO): transcription initiation at RNA polymerase II promoter
Cellular component (GO): transcription factor TFIID complex
Molecular function (GO): RNA polymerase II general transcription initiation factor activity; protein binding
Source: RefSeq, a predicted model, not a curated record